UUCUGUGCCAUCCGUAUCAGCCAUCAGGACCGAAAGGAAAGUUUCAUUAAAAACCUUCUAAAGAUCUAAAGAAGUAAAGAUCGUUAUUUGAUUAAUGAUUUGACAUUUUGACCGAAUAUUUUAAGUACAUCAUUCGGUCGCGAUUCAGUCACUCGACAGAUUCGUUCAUUUUGAUUCUUUCAGUCGCGACCRUCACAACUCAAAUGAGCGGUUUAAGUUUGUUAAAAAAAACCAUUCCCAGGAAUGUGUGCUUAUUUAAACAGAUUCGACCUCUGCAUGUGUCAUCAGCACGGACYAAGUCAGUUGCUCCAAGAGAAUCACUGAACUCCGACUAUGUAUUAGAUUUGAACUAUGAUUUCCAUUACCGCGAUCAAAUACCAUUCACUGCAAAAGAUAAGAGGAAUAAUACUAUUGCCGAUGUUUCAAUGGGAGUAGUUUUGGCUUUUGUUUUGUAUAAAUGUUACUCUGAACCUGAACAUUUGCUUGGAGAUUUUCCGUAUCCUGAUUCCUCAGAAUGGACUGAUGAAGAAUUGGGAGUACCGCCAAUUGAAUAAUUAUAUGUUAUUAUUUAUUUAGUUAAAUGUAGUAUAUAUAUAAUCCAGAAAAAUAAUCUAUGAAAAGUGAAUAAUCCACUAAUAAAUUUACAUUGAUCGUUAAUAAU
Molecule: messenger RNA, 661 nt
Organism: Diuraphis noxia (Russian wheat aphid)
Lineage: Eukaryota; Metazoa; Arthropoda; Insecta; Hemiptera; Aphididae
Biological process (GO): mitochondrial respiratory chain complex I assembly
Cellular component (GO): mitochondrial inner membrane; respiratory chain complex I
Source: RefSeq, a predicted model, not a curated record